AUGAACGGUGGCGCCAAUCUCCCCAUCGCCGUGCUCCGCGCCCCCCUGGCCCUGCUCCGCCAGCACCUCGAGAACCUUCGCACCUCCUUCUAUCUCUCCGCCACCGAGUUCCAGCGCGCCCACCUCGCAAUGAUCCUCAUGACUGAGCACCCCGGGCUCUGGACCGACCACGAGAUAUUACACAUCGUGCAUCAAAUGGAGUCCCUGAGGGGCGAGGCGCGGUUCCUGUUCAGCGAGAUUGAGGCAGCGCAGCGCAGGAUCUCGCUCAUGGAGGUGGAUUUUAUGAAUACGAUGCGGAUGAGGGGCGUAUGGGAUGCUGUGUUGGCAAUUAGGGAGCCGGAUGAGCUGGCGGCUGAUGAUGGCGAGGAGGGGGGUAAUGUGGAGGAUGAUGAGCAUUGGACUUACAGGCCUCGUAGGGGGCUUGAGAGGGAGGGGCGGGCCAAUGUGGAGGAUGAUGAGCCUGCGAUUCAUAUACCUGGUGGGAGGGCUGAGGGCGAUGAGCGGGCUGAGUGUAGAGAGGGUCUUCGCGGCCGUGAGGGUCGUGAGCAUGGUGCAGGUGAUAUUAUUUUUGAACCUGUAUCGCCCCCGGGCUCACCGGGAUACAUAAACCACCCCCCACCACCUUUAUGGGGAUGA
This is a messenger RNA of Morchella importuna, 636 nucleotides long. RefSeq lists its product as uncharacterized. The record is from RefSeq and is a predicted model, not a curated record. NCBI's taxonomy places the organism in Eukaryota, Fungi, Ascomycota, Pezizomycetes, Pezizales, Morchellaceae. The transcript has a single exon. Bases 1 to 636 code for a protein of 211 amino acids.